AUGCCGGAAGGCGCGCCGGAGACCCCCUGCACCGUGUGCUGCUGCACCCUCACCAACAAAGUUCUGGUGCUGCUCUUCAUGGUGCUGCUCAUCCUCGCCAUCCUCCUGGGCAACGCCGUGACCCUGGCGGUCAUCCUGGGCACGAAGCACUUCCGCACGCCGCACGGCUACCUGAAAGCGUCGCUGGCCGUGGCCGACCUGUCCGUGGGCGUCUUCGUGGUGCCCCUGUCCGUGUACGCGGAGACGUCCAUCCUGGUGCAGUCCGAGCCCGAGUGGACGAGGAGCGACUCGCGGCGCGCGCCGCUGCACCCGUGCGCCUUCGCGGGCCCCGUGUUCGCCGCGUGCACGCUCGUGUCCAUCAGCACCAUCUUCCUGCUGAGCAUCGAGCGCAGCAUCGCCGUCCUCCGGCCGCUGCACAAGGGGGCGGUCCUCACCAGGAAGAGGACGAGCAUCCUCAUCGUGGCCUCGUGGCUCGGCAGCCUCGUGCUCGCCGUGUCGCCGAUGCUGCACAGCGACGGCGUCGCGCUCGAGUACAACGCGUGCAGCAGGAUGUGCAAUUACGCGCGGCGCGCGUCGCCGGGCGCCUCCUGGAACAUCCUGCUGCUCUUCCCCGCGUUCGACUUCGCGCUGCUGGGGGGCACGGUGGCCGUGAACGCGCUCUCGCUCUCCAGCAUCCGGCAGCACUCCAAGCGACGGCAGCGCCUGGCCGAGGCGGACGCGGCGCGGCGCGUCGCCGGACCCGCGUUCUCGGACGUGAAGGCGGCCAAGACCAUCGGCGCGCUCACGCUCGCCUUCGCCGCCUCCUUCAGCCCGAUCGCCGUGUUCGUCGUGGGCAACGUGCUGGGCAACGAGUGGUGCAACUUCUCCUUCUUCGCCUUCUGGACCCUGACCACCAACAGCUGCUGCAACGCGCUCGUCUACAGCAUCCGGGACCAGAAGUUCCGGCAGCGCGCGCAGCAGCUUCUCGCGCCCCUCCGCGCAAGGAGCGUCUCCAAGACCUAG
Molecule: messenger RNA, 1002 nt
Organism: Scleropages formosus (Asian bonytongue)
Lineage: Eukaryota; Metazoa; Chordata; Actinopteri; Osteoglossiformes; Osteoglossidae
Product: beta-1 adrenergic receptor
Exons: 1
Coding region: 1-1002 (333 amino acids)
Biological process (GO): G protein-coupled receptor signaling pathway
Cellular component (GO): membrane
Molecular function (GO): trace-amine receptor activity
Source: RefSeq, a predicted model, not a curated record